This is a messenger RNA of Harmonia axyridis, 2254 nucleotides long. RefSeq lists its product as uncharacterized. The record is from RefSeq and is a predicted model, not a curated record. Gene Ontology annotation, biological process: SCF-dependent proteasomal ubiquitin-dependent protein catabolic process. Bases 75 to 1493 code for a protein of 472 amino acids. Gene Ontology annotation, cellular component: SCF ubiquitin ligase complex. Lineage: Eukaryota; Metazoa; Arthropoda; Insecta; Coleoptera; Coccinellidae. The transcript has a single exon.
AAUUCAACUCAACGCGAUUCCAAACACAGUGUCAGGCGAAUGAAUUCAACGUUCAAGUCGUUCAAGUGAAAAAAAUGUCCCCAAAAGUAACGGUCGCCCCUCUGGGUAGUUUAUGUGUAAAAUUUUUAGCCAUCCGAUUGGUCCAGUUGCUGUCGGAUGACGAAGGUCGGAACUAUGAAGCGGCCAAGCAAUAUUUCUCGGAUGUUACUCACGAAGUGCUCCAAGAACUUCUUAGGGAUAUUCUAAAUUCCAUCCAUCUCGAUGCAGCCACCAGAUUCAGUAUUUUGGAAGUUUUGCUCCGGGAUGAUGUAAGAAAAUUGGAUACGGGAAUAUUUCCGCAUUCCUAUUACGAAAAAAUCCUUCAAGUUAUUAUAUCAAGAGGGGUAGGACUCCAGCAGCUCAAUCUCAAAGGAGUGUGGGCCAGAGAUCAUCCCGCAUUGUUAACUAAAUUGGUCUGUUCUUUGAACAAUCUGAAAGUUCUCAUCAUACCCCAUAUGGCUAACGAUGCUAUUCUACGAAGGAUCGCAGACUGUAGGAAUUUGAAUGUAUUGGAUAUUUCUGGUGAGUCGUAUUUUACCGCAGAUGGCCUGAGCUAUUUGAAAAACGAAAAUCUCCAGAUUCUCGAUGUGGGAUAUUAUGGAAAGAAGGAGAUAUGCGAAGGAAACGGCGACGAUACUGAACUCGUAUCCGCUGUUAUAAGAAAUUUACCGAAUUUGAGAGCCAUCCGGACGUAUUCCUAUACAGGGAGUUCUUUGUUUCUUCUGGAUCAUUCGAGCGAUCUCACUACCAACCUCACCACCUUACGUGAUACUGAAACAACAUCAGAUACAUUCAACGUGAUUUUGAAACUAUGUCCCCGUCUAGAAAGUAUUCACUUGAACGGCCCAAAGCCAGGUGUUGUCACUCAACUCAAGCACUUGAAACGUUUGAACUACUUGAAAUUAUGUAAAGGUUCAUCUCAGGAACUCAGUGAAUACCUCCUCGGUAACAUAACUAAUCUAGAAGUCCUCAAAGUAGCGAGUAGUACAGAUAAAGGACUCGAUCUGGUAGAUAUUGCGGCAGGAUCGCCAAGAGUUCACACCCUAGAGUUCUACCACAUGCGGUUAACAUUCUCUAAUCCUGAAGUGUUCUUCAUGAACCUCGUAAAUAUUGAAGUGCUAUACUGUGAAUUGACCGACAGCUGCUUGAAACAUAUACUCGAGAACAGUCCACUAUUAAAGAGAGUGAUGAUUGGAUGUGAUGUUAGUUUUACUGAUGGUGAUACCUUCAGAUUGUGUGCUGAUUGUGACUUCAUGUUUCUGGAAGAAUUGUGGUUAUCGGGCGCUAAAGGUUUGACAGCAAUAUCAGUGGAAUUGUUGAUGAGUCAUUGUCCUAGACUGAGAUUCUUAGGACAAUUGAGCGGAUGGGAUAUAUCCAGUGAAGAAGUAGAAUUCUACAGGACUAUAAUUCAGAUGUCGAAUAUUGAUUUGACAUUACUGCCAACAGUUUUUUGAUUUGUUUUGUUGUUAUAUGAUAAAAUUUCGUCGGUACCCGAUUGAAGAAUGAACAUUAUUUCAAUCAAGGUGAUGCUGACCUCAUAGCAUUGACCUCGAAUAUAAAUAUUGAGCUAUUUACGUUCAGACGUAAGAUCGUACAGGCUCAUAGUCAGAAACUUUUGCUACCGGGUUAAGGAACAAUAAUAAUGUCUUCCUAACUCAAAGUUUGAUUCACAUUACAUUUGGCUGUUAAUUUGUGAUAUUUAAGUAUUAUAGUGUAAAUAUUAUCACUGCAUGUGAUUUCUCAUAUUUUUCCAUUCGAAUAGGUAAAAUUCUCAAAUCAAAAGAUAUUAUUGUGACGAAAUAUAAGAUAGAUUCAAGAAAAAUCCAAUACGUUUUUCAUUUUGCAAUUAUGAAAUACGAUUUUUUUUAUUAAAUAUAAUGUUAUUCUCAUUAUUGUGGGAUCCACCACUCUUGGUCGAAUAACGAAUAGGUUACUAUGGGAAAAUUCACAGUUAUUAAUAGGAACUCAGAUCAAACACAAAAUGCAAGAAAUUCAUAUUCAACAAGAUUUCUAGUAAUAUAAUUCACUAUUCACAUUAGGAGAUGUUUCAGUAUCUAUACGAGUAUCUAUUCUCGUAUUUAGUCUCUAUAAUAAUAAUAAUCCACAACAAACAAUCGACUUGCUCAUGGUCUACCAUUCAAUGAAACUUUUCAGAAUUUGAUAGAAUAUUUAAUAAUUUGUUGAUUUUUAUUCUGAGAAAUGAAUAACAUGAAAA